AUGAUUCGCAAUCUCCAAAAUCUGAAAAAAGGGACGAUGAGCGGUGCGCUUGGAGUGGGGGCAACUCCAAUGCGCUUUAGUGAUUGGUGUGUGUCUGGGAAGACCGCCAGCAAUCAGCUGAUACUAUCCGACUCUGGUGUGGUGGAGUACCAAAGUCCGAUCAGAGACGUAACAGAUGGGAUUGCGAGCGACAAUCCACAGAUCCGCACUAUCAGCGAGUCUUCUGCCAGCGGGUCGUCCGGCACUAGAAUCCACAGCAGCGAGCCACUGGGCAUCGAAAAUCUACCAGUCGACCAAGAUGACUCUUUGUGCGACGGAGAAGCUUCCAACUCCAUCAAAUCCUCGUCUCAUACCGAGGCUCCAAGCAGCACCAAUCACCAAAACGAUCAAUAUGAUCAAUCUUCAAGUGAUGAGAUGAGAACUACGUCCGAAGGCAAUCCACUCACGGGUAAUACGCAUGAUAAAUCCAAAGCGAAGCCACGCGUGAGAAAGAGUAGAAGUAUCAAAUCAACUUCUGGGGCCCAUCUUGAAGUUUUAACUGGGAGCUCUGAUCAACUCAUCGCCUUCGAUAGGGAUGGCAUCCUGAAAAGAUUUGAAGCAGCGAUAUCCCCUGGCAAGCGACGUCCAAGAGCGGCAUCCGGUCGCGUUAAUCGACUCGCCAACUCGGCCGAUCUAGCGAUACACGAUCCGGCUUUCACAGACACAGCCCAUUGGACCAGAAGAAAAGGUCUCCAACCCUUUUGCACCUUACGCGACUACAUGCUGACAUGA
This is a messenger RNA of Bacidia gigantensis, 771 nucleotides long. RefSeq lists its product as uncharacterized. Bases 1 to 771 code for a protein of 256 amino acids. NCBI's taxonomy places the organism in Eukaryota, Fungi, Ascomycota, Lecanoromycetes, Lecanorales, Ramalinaceae. The record is from RefSeq and is a predicted model, not a curated record. The transcript has a single exon.